UAAACAUUUCUCCUGUUCAUCGUCAAUUCGUCGUCAUCGUUACAGAUUCAUCAACAGAAUCCAACAGCAGGGAACCACUUCAAAGGAAAAAGUUUCAAUCGAGAGAGAGAGUGAGAGGAAUUGGAAGAAGAUAGGGCGAAGUUGAAUGCAAUGGAUUUGUGGCACAAAGCGCGAAGCUUCGCGGUAGAGGCUGCGAAGCGUUCACAGGAGCUGACCAAAGAGGCUGCCAAGCUCUCGUCCGAGUUGGCCACCGGCUCCUCCAAUCUCUCCGAGAUCGUUUCCGAGACGGAGAGAUGGUCCAAGACGAUUGCCGCCGAGGCUUCCAAGCGCGCUGACGUGAUCCGAGUUGAAGCCGCCAAGCGAGCUGACCAAAUCAAGUCCCUCGCCGAGGGAAUUACUCCCUUUGAGCUUAAGGUGUGGCCGCAGGAUAAGGAUCUGGAGAGGUUUGGCAUUACUCAAGAGCUGAGGGAAUUCGUCAUGGGGAUCACUGUAAUCACCUUUGAAGAUUUCCCUUUGCCCGAUGAUUCACCAAUCUCUGAUACUCCCAGCCUCUCAAACGUUAGCCAGGAUCUUACAGAAUGGCAAGAAAAACAUGCCAAUCUUGUUCUCUCAACAGUCAAGGAAAUUUCAGAGUUACGAUAUCAGUUGUGUCCACGUGUUAUGCGAGAGAGGAAGUUUUGGAGGAUUUAUUUCAUGAUUGUCAACAAUCAUGUUGCACCAUAUGAAAAGCGAUAUAUGGAGGAAUUGAAGCUUAAAUCUGCAGAUCAGGUAAAGGAUGACAGAGUGAUGGAAUCUCCAAAAGUUGAAACGAUUUCAAAACCGGAAGUCAAGGAACAAACACAGCAGAGUAAAACUUCUAAGCUGUCACCUAGCAAUCAAGACUUGGAUAUAUUUCUUUUGGGUGGAGACAGUGAUGACGAUCCAGGUGAUGAUGAUGAUGGAAACUUCGAUUAUGAUUUGGACAAGAUGGUGGAUAGUUCAGUAAGUAAACAUUUACUCUCUAUUCUCCCUUAUACGUUGUCGCUAUUAUAUAUGCACUUUCUAUAUUAUUUCAUGUUUUUGUGUGUAUAUCAAUUCAAAUCUGACAAAGUAAACUGAGACUCAGUUCACAUCUCAGCCAUAUUGUUUCCAGAAAAGGAGGCUUGUCCUUGUGGCCAUUGGGAAAUCAAUAUUAAUGCAUUUUACUACUUGAAAUGAAAAAUGAAGAGAGCAUUCUGUUUUUGGAUUCCCACAAUAUAAUCAACACGAUCUUGAACUUUCUUUUUUUCAGUGUGGCCUGACUUACUAUUUCGAAAUAGUACAUAGGUAAAGGAACCAGAGUUUCUUUUUUUUUUUUCUUUCUUUCUUUUUUCUUCUAAGGAAAUAAAGGAGCUAAUCAAGCAUAAUGCAGCACAUAUAAGUCCAAGUUCUGAUUCUCCAAGACAAAUUCAACAUACAAAAGAUGCAAUUUCAUAAAUGUUACUUGUCUUGGCAUGCUUAAACUUUCUAUAUAUGCCUUGAUGCGUUGAGUUUCCAUUAAUAGGGAUCGAAGAAUUUGAAUGGAGUUGAAACCCUCUUCUAUUUCAAUAUAACUCUCGGGGAUUAGCCAUUGUCCUAAUUUCUUAUGUUCUUAGGUUGUGUUAGACUUGUUUUGAUGGAAUUGAAUCUGCAAUUAUUUUCUAUUUGUUGUAAACUAACUGGAAUCUGCAGGAUGAUGAGAAAGAGGGAGUAUGAGACAGUGUGUACUGAACUCGAACAGAUUCUAUGGCCAAGAAACUAUAACAGUAAUGAACAAGUAAGCUGUUUCUUCAUCAUCGUUAUCCAUCUUCAUUUGCCAGCCUCCUAACCCUAAUAAUUCUUUCAUUUUCCCUUCUUGUUUUCCCCAUUUUUUUUGUUGUCAUAAUUUUCUGCUUGAAGAUUGGAUUUUUAAAUGUAGUCAUGACUCGGAUCAUUCAGUGCCUCCUCCUAGAUUGUCUAGGACAAGGCACCCAUUUUUCCUUGAAUCUUUUUCUCUAUACAAAUUAGGCAUAUAUGUGUAUAUAGUCUUGACGGAUAUUCGAAGGGAACAACAUGGUGUUUGUAGUUAAUUAACACGUAAAGAUAGAGAGCUUGAUCA
Carica papaya (papaya) is the source of this 2095-nucleotide messenger RNA. RefSeq lists its product as uncharacterized. The record is from RefSeq and is a predicted model, not a curated record. NCBI's taxonomy places the organism in Eukaryota, Viridiplantae, Streptophyta, Magnoliopsida, Brassicales, Caricaceae.